This is a messenger RNA of Zerene cesonia (dogface butterfly), 1372 nucleotides long. RefSeq names its product facilitated trehalose transporter Tret1-like. The transcript is spliced from 7 exons. Gene Ontology annotation, molecular function: transmembrane transporter activity. The coding region runs from base 1 to 1362 and encodes 453 amino acids. Gene Ontology annotation, cellular component: membrane. Gene Ontology annotation, biological process: transmembrane transport. Lineage: Eukaryota; Metazoa; Arthropoda; Insecta; Lepidoptera; Pieridae. The record is from RefSeq and is a predicted model, not a curated record.
AUGAACAUAAAAAAAUAUAUUCCAGCAAACAUAGCAUUAUUCAUAUAUGGGUUCGAGAACAGCUGGAUAUCUCCCAUGAGUAAAAUCCUGCAGUCGGACCAGUCCCCAGCUGGCGAACCACUCUCCGACUACGCUAUAUCCUGGAUUGCCAGCGUCAUGUGCUUCGCAGCUGUGUUUGGGACAUCUGCAUAUGCGUAUAUGGCAGACAGGUUUGGGCGGAAGAUUGCUGUUAUGGCCCUGCUGUAUCCUCAAGCGAUUUCAUGGGCUUUAAAACUUUAUCCAACGAUUAUAACAUUAACAUUAUCGCGAAUAUUCGGUGGGUUGGCUGCAGGGGGCUGUUUUAAUAUUGUGCCAAUGUAUGUGAAGGAAAUCAGUCAAGAUAGCAUUAGAGGGACCUUGGGCUCUUUAUUGAUUUUAUCUCAGAAUUUGGGUGUCCUUUUUAUGUAUAUAAUCGGAGCCUAUUUAGACUACUACACGGUGCAGUGGUCUAUAAUCGGUAUUCCAAUUGUUACCGCCAUUCUUAUGCUGAAAGCGCCAGAAGCACCUGCGUACUUGGUCAAAGUUGGGAAAAUGGACGAAGCACACGCAACAGUAGCUUUUCUCAGGGGCCUGGAUGCUGAUGACAAAAGAGUGUUGGAAGAGGUAGAUCGGAUGAAGAAAGAAGAGGACACCUUUCAGAGUUUACCAAAGGUGGAAUUGAAGUCACUCUUCACCGACGAGAGAUGGCGUCGCAGUGUAAUAAUAUUCCUCAUAGCUGGUACAAUACAUGGUUGGAGUGGGGCAUAUGCCAUAAUGGUGUAUGCUCUAACUCUGCUGACGUACGCUAGUUCAGACUUCGUUAUAAGCCCUGAGGUCCAGUCAUUUAGCUUUCCCAUAGUGAUGAUCUGUGCUUGCUUGCUCCUUGCUGUCUUUAUUGAAAGAGUGGGAAGGAAGCGGCUGUUAGUAGCGGCAUAUGCAGCAUCAGGCAUAUCUUUCGGCAUAUUAGCCACGUCACUAUUGACUCGUGAUAGUGGACUCGUGCCUGGCUGGCUCCCUCUGGUGGCUAUGAUAGUCAAUGUGUUUGCUUACGCGGGGGGCGUGUCUUCGCUUACAUAUAUUAUAUUGACUGAGGUGUUUAAUUUUCAGAUUCGAGCCAAGGUAAUGGGAACGAUAGUGACAUACAUAUGGUUCUUAGAAUCUUUACAGCUUUUAAUCUACGCGCCGAUAUCCAAAAUCUUCGGCUAUUCCACAUUGUUUUAUAUGUUCACGAUUAUUAAUUUUAUUGGUAUGACAUUUGUAUUGAUAUACGUACCGGAAACCAAGGGGAGGAGUGAGGAAGAAGUGCAGAGGAUUAUAAGGGGAGGUCGUAAGAAUGAAUUAUAGUUGAUAUUUA